Messenger RNA from Hordeum vulgare subsp. vulgare (domesticated barley), 1505 nucleotides. RefSeq names its product sedoheptulose-1,7-bisphosphatase, chloroplastic. Gene Ontology annotation, molecular function: fructose 1,6-bisphosphate 1-phosphatase activity. Gene Ontology annotation, biological process: fructose metabolic process; sucrose biosynthetic process; gluconeogenesis. Gene Ontology annotation, cellular component: cytoplasm. The record is from RefSeq and is a predicted model, not a curated record. The coding region runs from base 148 to 1329 and encodes 393 amino acids. The transcript has 8 exons. NCBI's taxonomy places the organism in Eukaryota, Viridiplantae, Streptophyta, Magnoliopsida, Poales, Poaceae.
AGUCGUGCAUCCACCGCGCGUGAUCCGUUCCUCCCAAAUCCCCCAGCCGGCGCCGCAACGUAAAGACGUAGAACAGCUCCCACAAUCCCAAGCUCCGUAGCCUCCCUCCUCGUCAGCGCCGGCCAAGACCACGCACCGCCAGCAGCAAUGGAGACCGUCGCGGCCGCCGGCUACGCGCGCGGGGCCGCCACGCGCUCCCCGGCCUGCUGCGCCGCCAUGUCCUUCUCGCAGUCCUACAGGCCCAAGGCUGCCAGGCCGGCGACCUCGUUCUACGGCGAGUCGCUGCGGGCGAACACGGCGAGGACGUCGUUCCCGGCGGGGAGGCAGUCCAAGGCGGCGAGCCGCGCGGCGCUCACCACCCGGUGCGCUAUCGGCGACAGCCUGGAGGAGUUCCUGACCAAGGCGACGCCGGACAAGAACCUCAUCAGGCUGCUGAUCUGCAUGGGGGAGGCGAUGAGGACGAUCGCCUUCAAGGUCAGGACGGCGUCCUGCGGCGGCACCGCCUGCGUCAACUCCUUCGGCGACGAGCAGCUCGCCGUCGACAUGCUCGCCGACAAGCUCCUAUUCGAGGCGCUGGAGUACUCCCAUGUGUGCAAGUACGCGUGCUCUGAGGAAGUCCCCGAGCUGCAGGACAUGGGUGGCCCCGUCGAAGGCGGAUUCAGUGUGGCGUUCGAUCCCCUUGAUGGUUCCAGCAUCGUGGACACCAAUUUCACCGUGGGAACCAUCUUCGGCGUGUGGCCCGGCGACAAGCUGACGGGCGUCACCGGCGGAGACCAGGUUGCUGCCGCCAUGGGCAUCUACGGCCCUCGCACCACCUUCGUCGUCGCCCUCAAGGACUGCCCCGGGACGCAUGAAUUCCUUCUUCUCGACGAAGGUAAAUGGCAGCAUGUCAAGGACACCACAAGCAUUGGAGAAGGGAAGAUGUUCUCCCCUGGCAAUCUGAGGGCCACAUUUGACAACCCUGAUUACGACAAGCUUGUUAACUACUACGUCAAGGAAAAGUACACGCUGCGUUACACCGGAGGAAUGGUCCCUGACGUCAACCAGAUCAUCGUGAAGGAGAAGGGCAUAUUCACGAACGUGACGUCGCCGACGGCCAAGGCGAAGCUGCGGCUGCUGUUCGAGGUGGCGCCGCUGGGGUUCUUGAUAGAGAAGGCCGGCGGGCACAGCAGCGACGGCAAGCAGUCGGUGCUGGACAAGGUGAUCACCGUCCUCGACGAGCGGACCCAGGUGGCCUACGGCUCCAAGAAUGAGAUCAUCCGCUUCGAGGAGACCCUCUACGGCUCCUCCAGACUCGCCGCCAGCGCCACCGUCGGCGCCACCGCCUGAUAAUCAUCCCACCUUCUUUUUUUUUUUUUCCUUCAACCUGAAGGUUAAAACAAGCUGUCCGUUAUAGAGUCUGAAGCAUGCUGUUGUUGUUGUUGUUGUCUUGUGAUGAUGCGAACUGGUAAUAGAGCGGGCGGGCGGACGGCCGGGCUUGCGUACGUCUGCCGCCCUUGUCUCCA